This is a messenger RNA of Schistosoma guineensis, 1277 nucleotides long. NCBI's taxonomy places the organism in Eukaryota, Metazoa, Platyhelminthes, Trematoda, Strigeidida, Schistosomatidae. The record is from the annotation of a GenBank genome assembly.
AGGACUUUUGAUCACCUGAGAGCGUUUUGACUGAAACUUGUUUUAGUAUUUCAUCACAAUUAUUGGUAAACGCGGUAUUACAGACUAUGGAAGGACAAAUUAAGACAUAUACAUUUAACAUGGAAAUGAGUUGUGAGGGCUGUGCUAAGGCCGCGAAGAGAGUUUUAAUGACUCUUGGAGAUGCAAUUAAGGAAGUCGAGACGAGUGUUGAGAACAAUACAGUCACCGUUCGAACCACUUUACCUGUUGAUGAUGUUUUGCACAAGCUCGAAGAAACGCAGAGGAAGAUUGUUUUGGUCACUUCCUAAUAAUAUACAAACUAAAUAUUCCAGAAAUACUUGUUACUAUUAAUAAAACUUGUGGGUAGUUGUUAAUAGACAUGGUAUACUUUCUCUAUAAUCAACCUUAUAAGGUUGGUUUAGUAAUUUGUUAGUACGGACUUUAAAAUCGUGUGGUAUUUCUAAAUAUGAGGUAGUUCACUGCUGAUGCUACAUAUUUUUGUCUAGACAUUUAUAGUAAUUUGUACUCACUAGUCGACCGGAUCUGGUCGAUUUAUUUAGAUGUAAAGUUUGUAAGGUAUGGGAGAGCUGAACAACCAACUAACUUCAUUUGUGCCGUAUUGUGUCAUCAAAACACAAGUGCAAAGAAAUCAAUCAGUUUAUACUAGCUAGUCAUAAAACACUGGAUAGAUAGCUUACUAACCAACCAUUAGGCAUAAAACAGUUCAAGUUAAAAUGUCCAGGUCUUUAAAUUAUUCUUAGUAAACUAUUUAUAAACACCAGACUUGUUUAAAGAGUGGUUCCUUACUUUGCAGGUCCCUUAAAUAAUAUCAAGUACUACAGCAAUAUAACUAAUUGUUGGGUGUAUAAUAUUUGGUCACAAGCGGCGUUCAAAUAUUGCCCACCAAUAACGAAACUACAGAGUGAACAACAAUGAUGUUAAGGAAAGAGUUAUACAUACAGAUGGUAUUUGGACCGAAUGAAUUUCUAAACAACAGGUGGUUGGGCCAUGUACGAAUCUAUCCAGUCACCGCCUCUAUGUUGACGGACAUAUAAAUAGAAUGAACGAAUAGUAUUGGGCGUCAGGUCAAGAUAUAUCAUCAGUACCUAAACCUAUAGGCUUUUUGGUUUAGCCGUAUUGAGAUUCCUGAUUGGGGGUUGGUGACAAAAUAUUAAUCACUCGCAGUGGACGGAUUUUAGGGAAGACAACACUUUUGAAACUGUGCAAUAGUUUGGGUUCACUGCCACGUACAUAGCGCUCGGAGCUCAGACGGAAUG